CUUUCUUCUUUCUAAAACACAUACCUCUCUACCUAUCCUGUACUUGCCUCGAGCCUUCGACUUGCCAUUUGUCUUACGGCUUACCUACUGAAGGCACCUCACUUUGGUUUAGGAACUUGAAUACGGGUCUGGCAGACGAUGGAAUGAAACCUACAAAGAAGUCGGAAACCACCCGUAAUGUCGAACCGCCAAAGCCCCCCGAAAUAAAGUACGGGGCCCUGGAAAUAUGGUCACCUGCAAGUUGCAGCCCAUCCAAGUACCUCCCGUCUCGUCCUGUCUGAAUCGAAGCACCAAGCCCGAGAUUCCCUUCCGAGGGGAGCCAUAUGCUCAAGACACUGUCGCUUGCUACGUUACGGUCGAUGAUCCGGCGGGCACAGAUUGACAACCUGGAACACGCCCUAUCUCGCUUGAUAAGGAACAAUAUUCCGUACCCAAUAUGGAAAGACUGCCAAAGUUCCCUAGCUUUCUGCCUUGCCACAUCAUCACAAGUACGAACACUUCACCUCUGUUCAAAUCUCAUCACCGCCAGGUCCUUGUUGCUCGAAUUCUGCCUUAGAGACGGCCUCAAGCCUCUGGCGCAUGUCGGAUCAAGUUGGACAAAUCUGGUGCUGCACUGCUUCCGCUGCGACAAGGACGUUCUGGAUGAUGGCGUGGUAGGGCACAGUCUCCAAGUACCUCCAUCCUGCGCUUCGCCCAGGCUCCACUCUCACACACUCCGAUAUACCUCUAGGAAUACAGGCGCUGAGGCGGAAAUCUUGUACCUCUGGAGUCUGGAAGGCACGAAGGGUAACAGAUAUCCGUAGAUAUUCCCACCUCAGGUCUAGAGAAGGAACUGACAUAGAUGCUCUUGAGCCAUUUGGAAGAGGCAUGAGAUGCAGCGAGUUAUGACACUUUCCCGGCAGAGACAAAUAGA
Colletotrichum acutatum is the source of this 913-nucleotide messenger RNA. RefSeq lists its product as uncharacterized. The transcript has 3 exons. Bases 324 to 803 code for a protein of 159 amino acids. Lineage: Eukaryota; Fungi; Ascomycota; Sordariomycetes; Glomerellales; Glomerellaceae. The record is from RefSeq and is a predicted model, not a curated record.